This is a messenger RNA of Rubroshorea leprosula, 1461 nucleotides long. The record is from the annotation of a GenBank genome assembly. Lineage: Eukaryota; Viridiplantae; Streptophyta; Magnoliopsida; Malvales; Dipterocarpaceae.
GGGAGUUUCAGACAGAUGGACUAAUCAGAGUUAAGGUUGGACUUAUGGCAUUUUAAUAGUGAGGGGAACUAGGUAUAUAUGAGAACAUGAGACGCGCCUGAGCAGGAAAUUCUCCACGGUACACGUCUGUCUGAAAAUGAGAUAGGGGUCAUCCACGACCAUUACGUUGGCUUCUACCUUGACAGGGACAUAGAUGGCUCUGAUAAUUCCUUUGUCAAAUUGGAUAUCAAAAGGCAGGACAUUUCUUCUGGGAGUCACCUAGAAAAAGCUAUCUCAAAGCUGUAAAAUGUGGCCAAGACUGAGAAAGAUGCACAGAUUCGGCUAGUUCCAUGUGACCAACCCCACCAAAAAGACACGCAUCGGAAAUCCUGUAGCGUACAAAGUGGUUCCGGCUGCCACUGCUGCUAGCUUGCUUGACCAUGAUGUCAACCAAAAUAUAAAGUGCUUUUUAUGUGAUCAAUUUCCUGAAGAUACAGAUCAUCUUUUUUUGUCUUGCAACAUCUCCUCCAAAUUAUGAACAAAAUGUCUUAAUUGGUGGGGAUUAUAUUAUGCUCUCGGGAAUACUUGUCUUGAUGUUUUCAACCAGUAUAAAUGGUAUAAGGGUUCAAAAAUUCUAAAAAUGGGAUAGAUCAUGAAGCUAAAUGAGGAUAAGUCGUUUGAAAUAGUACAAGCAUGCUCAUUUCACUAGGUUAGAAAUAUGUUAAAUUUAGAAUAUUUUUCUUUCAUGGAAUGAAUUUUUAAUCAUGCUUGACAAAUAGGAAAUAAAGAUUUUGAUGGGUACAGUUGGAUUUUAGGUCUCUAUAUUUUUGGGACUGCUGGGUGAAUUUCUUUUGAUCCCAUUUUUUACACGUAACUUUAUAUAUUGAUGUUUAUGGGUUAGAGUACCCCUUGUACUCAUAUAAUAAAAUUCAUCUUGACCAUGAUGAUCCACCGCAGAAGGGAGCAGCGUUCACCAACAACCCGAUAUGGGUUACUCCAUACGUACAACCGGAGCGAGCAAUGGGCUGGAGGCUUGUUUACGUACCAGAGCCAUGGUGAAGACACUCUUGUUGGGUGGUCUGAAAGAGAACGACCCAUCGAGAACAAAGACAUUGUAGUGUGGUAUACACUAGGCUUCCACCACAUACCAUGUCAAGAGGAUUUUCCCAUCAUGCCGACUGUGUCCGCGAGUUUUGAUCUGAAGCCAGUUAAUUUCUAUGAGAGAAACCCCAUUCUUGGAGUUCCACCUAAUUUUGAGAAGGAUGCAGCUGUUUCUGCAUAAAACACUCAUUCUGCACUUCCUUUAGGCAGAGUAUAGCAACCAAACAAAAUAAAAAUUGUAAAAUUUUUUUCUGCUCUUAACCCCAAAGAAAUCUAACGCUACAGAUAGACAGUGGCGGAGCAAACGGGAACUGAGCCUAAAGUUUUGUGGCACUAUUAGUUUAGUCCGCUAUGUUUUAUUUUUAUUAUUUUCAUUUUUAU